ACUAAAGCAUACUACAUCUGUUUCUGCUCUAGCUCCUCUCUCUCUCUCUCUCCUUUGUGGAUCUUCUUGCAAUGGAUCGAACUCAAAUUCUUCUUGUUGGGUUACCAAUCUUCCUCUUCUUCUCUGACAUUAUUAACCUUUUCGCUCCUCCACCAGAUUCUCCCAAACCAACCCAUCAACAUCAACAUCACCAUCACCAUUCCAUUCAACCCAACCCUCAAUCUCAACCGCAUCUUCAGCAACCCCUUGAGUUCCCCGUGCAGAAACAAAGUGGCAUUGGCCUAAUUGGGGUUGGCAAUACUGUGAACAUUGACUUCUGCACUUCCUGUUCUUACAAGGGAACUGCAGUAACUGAUAAAAACAUGCUGGAAUCUGCAUUUCCUGGAAUUAAUGUUGUUUUGGCUAACUAUCCACCUCCACUUCCAAAGCGCAUUCUCAGCAAAGUAAUUCCAGUGGCGCAAACAGGAAUUAUUGCAAUUAUAGUGGCAGGUGAACAUAUAUUCCCCAGAUUGGGAAUGGCACCACCUCCAUGGUACUAUUCCUUGCAUGCCAAUAAGUUUAGAAGUAUUGCAAGCACUUGGCUUCUUGCAAAUUUCCUUCAAUCCUUCCUACAGAGUUCUGGUGCUUUUGAAGUAUAUUGCAAUGGCGAAUUGGUUUUUUCCAAGCUGAAGGAGAACAGAUUCCCUGGUGAAAUUGAGUUGAGGGAACUAGUUGGCAGAAGAUUGGUUGAUACAAGAUAUGUUAAUGGUAUUUGAAGAUGCUGUCUGGCCCUAGUCUAGAACCUUCAGAUGCUGAUUUCCAGAUUUCCCAAAUGCUAAUUGGCAGUUAGAUUCUGACAAAGAUAUCUGACACGAAUUGAAGCAUACCAAAUGAAUGAUACAGAAACCAAAUUGUUAUUUAGUGUUUGUAUUAUUUGUUAUGUACACUGUUAGUUAAGCCAUUGAUUGAGCAAGCAUUGGUUUUACU
Gastrolobium bilobum is the source of this 966-nucleotide messenger RNA. Its product is annotated as selT-like protein. The coding region runs from base 72 to 755 and encodes 227 amino acids. Lineage: Eukaryota; Viridiplantae; Streptophyta; Magnoliopsida; Fabales; Fabaceae. Gene Ontology annotation, molecular function: thioredoxin-disulfide reductase (NADPH) activity. The record is from RefSeq and is a predicted model, not a curated record. Gene Ontology annotation, biological process: cell redox homeostasis. The transcript has 4 exons. Gene Ontology annotation, cellular component: endoplasmic reticulum membrane.